Molecule: messenger RNA, 519 nt
Organism: Malus domestica (apple)
Lineage: Eukaryota; Viridiplantae; Streptophyta; Magnoliopsida; Rosales; Rosaceae
Source: RefSeq, a predicted model, not a curated record
UGAUCUUAAAUGUUAAAUUAAGAAGCUGAGAGAGUUUGACCCAUCUUCCCCUCCAUCCAACACACAAACAACCACACAAAAACACAAAAGAGCAACAAAGCAAGCAACACACACUCCACUCCCCCAGAGUGACACAGCCAUCGGACCCAAAACCCUGUAAGACACACACACAAUGCCAUUUCAGCAAUGACCACCAAACCCACCACCACCUUCUCUCACCACCAAUGUCUUCCUCUUCCUCCUCCGCCUGAUGAUACCACCACCACCUCCAGUCUCACCCAUCUGAUCGACUCCGAGCCCAACCACAUGCCCUCCCCAUCCUACAUCUCCAGGUUCCGCGACCGUACGAUCGACCUCACCGCCCGCCAGGACUCCAUCAACUGGAUCUUAAAAGUCCACGCCCACCACCGCUUCUCCCCCCUCACCGCCUUCCUCUCCGUCAACUACUUCGACCGCUUUCUCUCCUCCCACUCCCUCCCGCGACACAGCGGCGUCAGCUGCGUCCGUCGCCUGUGGUAG